UAUACAAAAGUGCUGGCAAUAUUAAUAUUCAUUAUAAAUUAUUAUAUUUUCAUAAAAAAAAUCCGUCUCGUGAUAGUUGAUAGCUUUAACAUGUUGUCGUGUGGUAGAAUAGGUUUCACAUCCAUUUGUUAUAAACUUUCAUAGCCGAAUAAAGAUUCACGGAAGAUAAAAAUAAAAGAGAAACAAAACUAGACUCCUAGGAAAGGUAGAAUUAUUAAAAUUAUCAAUAGAUAUGUGCCAGUAAGUGGAAAAUACUAUCGAAAUGGAUUUCACCAAUCUGUUCUCAUAUUUCUAGUGAACACGUCAUUCAUUUAUAACGUCAUCAAUUAUGUCAAAAUAUUUUAAAUUACAAAGCCAUUAUUGUCAAAAAAAACCUUUUGUAUUUGUUUAUUCGAUACUAAUUCAAAUAUAACAUUUAACCUGUAUUGUACUUCUCUAACAAUGUUUUGUAAAAAACGCCAUAAAUCUAUGCUAUCGCGUGACAUUUUGUAACCCAAUGCACGCAAAUACAAACACGAAAUCGUUUAAGAUUUGCUCAUUUUUAUCCCUGACCAUCACUACUUCAUUUACAUCAAAUAUAAAUCUAGAUAAUUUGAUAAAAAAAAUAAUGAAAAAAUGUGUAUCAGUCAGGUUUUUGUGAUGCUUCUUAUCAAAUAAAUAAACCAGUUGAUAAAUAAAUAAACAACAUAAAAUAAGUCUAAAGAAGUGUUCGUCCAUGCCUAUUAAAGAAAUUUCCUGCAUUUCAGUGUUUAAAUAAUAAUCACCAUUAUUGGCACUAGGAAUAUAUAUAUAUAAAUCGGAAAGCAAUACCCAUUUUGUUCUCACGAACAUGUGGAAAAUUAACAAAUAUUGUCAAGAUAUUUGACAUAAAACUCUGUCAGUGUUAACACAUACAUUUCCACUCUUUUUAGAAUAGCGUGUCCAAUUUGACUGAUGUACGUUGUCAUGUGAACGCGUAGGUUUAUUUUUACAAAAAUGUACGCACAUCCGUCCAUACUUUUUGUGUACACGUAGUGCACACAUACUAAAUACACUGUAGUACUACCAUGUUAAAGGUACAUCAAAAUAUCUUUUUACGAUUUCGAAAAAGAAUAGAAUCUAUUCUAAAUCCGAAAUUAAAAUAAAGAAAGCUUCGCUAUUUACUUUAUUUUCUUUUCGAUUGAAAGUUGAUAAGAGGGAGGUUUAAAAAAGGACAAAAAAUACAAGCGAAAAACGGAGAAACGGGAAAUCUAUCUGGCUGUACAUGUGGAUAAUGAUAAAAUGGCGAAGAUCAUUGGACAGAUUUAUAAACGACAUAGUGACGUAAUUAAAAACAGUUUAAAGUUACAAAGUGAACAACGACUGUACAGGAGAUAUAGUUCAGUGAACUUGUAACAAAUUUUCACAAAAUACUGGAAACCCUAAUAUCAGAACGGAACACCGUAAUAUCAGAACGGAACACCGUAAUAUCAGAACGGAACACCGUAAUAUCAGAACGGAACACCGUAAUAUCAGAACGGAACACGAUGGUUUUGUUAAUGCUGAAGACAUUGUUAUAUCUGCUGCAUUAGCCAACAUAGACUUACCAACGAUGUUAACAUAAAGUAAAGAUUUGGAGACCGAUAGAAACGUUUAUGGAAUCCUGGUGCUUGCUUGCAUGCUUUUCCCCACUCGUGAUGGCUUGAUGAAGGCAAAGGACACCUGGUAAAGAUUGACACGGAUUGGUGGAUUAUAUCUUGUCAUGUGACUAUUGGAGCCAAUGAUAAAAGAUAUUCACAGGGUGCCCCAUGUCAACCGAAUCGCUGGUGAGAGGCGCAGCAGACGUAGAUACAUACGUAGCUGGGUGGCGGGAAUAGCACGCGCAGGUGACAGCCAGGUAUAUUGAAUUGCGGUGCGGGUUUCCACUGUCUCCAGCCGUAGACUACCACAAUCAGGAUGUAAAACCUAUCCGGGAACAAGAGACCACAACCAAUUGUUGUUUAAUUUAAGUCAAGAUUACAAACAGAAAACUAAACGUUAGAUUGAAUACAUUCUGCCAUUAUGGGUAAACAAGAAAAGGGAGGAUGGUGCCGGACCAUAAUGAAGAUUAUGUUCUCACACAUUGGGCUAUGUGGUCUGGUAGCCCUUUAUUGUGCCGCGGGAGGAUUCAUCUUCGAACACCUUGAGAAAUCCAACGAAGAACAGAUUUGUUAUGACACAUACAAGGAAUACAACGCCAUGGAAAGUGAAUCGCUCUCAAAGAUAGAACAAUUAGUAGAAGACUACGAAGGAAACCCGGACAAGUCCACACUGAAGUUUCAACUGCAGGGGAUUCUCCAAAUCUACCGUGAUAACAGUAUAAACAUUGGUUAUGACGGUGGUAACUGCUCUGCGUACGGACUGGAGGACGGACCCAAAUACAAAUGGUCUUGGUCAGGAGCCUUCUUCUUCUCCGUCACUGUUAUCUCAACCAUUGGAUACGGUCAUAUAGCUCCGAAGACGUUUUGGGGAAGACUGGUAUGCAUAGCGUACGCUGUACUCGGUAUACCGUUGAUGUUGCUUUGUCUUGCUAACAUUGGCGACGCUUUGGCGGAUGUGUUCCGUUUUAUUUAUGCUAAGAUAUUCUGCUGCGGUUGGUGCAGGAAGAAGGAAAAAACCAGUAAAGUGGUCAAGAUCAAACCGACGGAAAGCGAGCCACCAAACUGGAGCGAGAAGUCACGCAUAGUCAGGAACCCACAAAACGUCCGCUCAGAACCCCCGAGUAUCAAAGAUAAACUUGAUAAGGUUGACGAACAAAAUGACAACGGCGUGAAGAUUGUUCCAGUGAACAUGAAGAAUACCAGUUCGAGAGUUCAGCAAAGGAGCCCGCCACCAAAGCAGGUCGAUUAUGACAGCGAUUCUGACGACGACGACGAUGACGACGAUGACAUCGACAGCAGCAUCACAAUUCCGUUAACAGUGACCAUGGUUGUCAUAGGAACCUACAUCUUUGGUGGUGCAGUGUUGUUUGGGCUAUGGGAAGGCUGGGAUACGCUCCAAUCUUCAUACUUCUGCUUCAUUACCCUCAGCACAAUCGGCUUCGGUGACGUAGUUCCGGGAACGGAUUUCGACAAUCCAAGAGCGCAUGCUCAACUUGUCCUGGGCGCUAUAUACGUCAUGUUUGGAAUGGCUAUUCUGUCCAUGUGUUUCACACUUAUGCAGGACGAGAUUAUCUCCAAAUGCAAGUGGAUUGGACAAAAACUUGGCUUGGUUGAUAAAGAUGAUGAUUCCGACUGAGACAGAAUACCAGCUAUCGUACAGCGAACAAGUGUGUGACCUUGUGUCCCUCUAUUUAACAAAAAAGUGCCAUUCGUCGUUCCUAUACAAAUAUUUUUAAUUUUAUUUAAGCCUUAAAACUUGUUAUUCUUAAGAAAAUUAAAUACGAAGGAGUAUUGCCUAAAUGAAGACACCAUGUCACUAUUAUGAAUAAUUCUUCUCAUAUAAUAAUACUUUUUGGAGUAAAUGAAAUCAGCGUAUCUAUUAGUUGGAGAGUAACACUAUCGAUGUAGUGAAGUUGAUCCGUCCAUUAAAUAUUUAGUAUCGAGUUUUUCGCAUCCGAACGUAAUGGAAUUCAGAUCGAUGACAUUGCAACAAAAACGCUUUUAACUUGUUUUCCUCAAAUUCAAUCGGAAAUGAGAAAUGUAAACUUGUUUUACAACAUUUUCGAAACAAGUUAUAUCAACUUAUAUCAAUCGCUAUUGUUGACCCGGAUAAAAGCGCACGAGGAAGUAAACUGGAAUACAUGUAUACCAGCAGACUAGGUGAAAGGCAAGUGUGUUACCACUGAAAAACCGCUCAAAACCGGAAAUGUAUCCUUCACCAAUGAAUGCAAAAAGAGAUACAGCAAUCUUUCAUCGACGAACACCCCACACCGAACGUAUUUUCAGCGCUACAGAGAAAAUAUGCAUUUUGGAUUAUUCAACUUUGGCUUUUCGACAAAACGUUAAAAUGUAAACCUUUAAUAUAAAUCUUUGAGCUUAUUUUGAUCCGCUGGACAUGUUUUCGAAUGUAUUAUUACAAAUGGUAAUAAAUACAACUUUGGUGUUCUAGAUAUGUGCAUUCAUGAGGUAUCCAUCUUCCGUUUAAGUCAGCGGAAGUGAAAUGACUGAAUCUGGUAUCCACAAUUUGUAUGUUUUGUCCUUGGUGUUAUGAAAUAGACGGUUUUAUCUGCUGAAAAGGUAUUGUUAUUUGGUUACUUUUAUAAAUACACGUACAUUUGUUUUACUUGUUAUAAUCAAGCCUGAGUGUUUCAUAUAUAAUAUUUUGCUGCAAUAGAUUGUCUUUCUAUUUCUGCUGACCUUAGAUAGCAUCAUAGAAAAGUUGUCUUCAUAUAAUUCAUUAUAUAGCCUUAAAUGUUUACUGGAGAAUUUUUCUCUUUUGGUUACUCGUCAAUGGCCUCUAAAAGUAUAUUUUUGCAAUGUUCCCUUGUUCCUAAUUGAAAACUCAGAUAGUUUUUGACAAUAUGUAUAUUUGUUGCAUAUUAUAUGUUUUGGAAUUACGUUAGUUCGACGGAGUUUUAAUCAAUUAAGUAUUUUGUAUAUACGUGUUGAAAUGUUUUCUCAUUGUAUUAGUAUACUGUGUUUCGACAGAAGCUUGAUUGGCAUUGCAACAAGGGCAUUUGGUGAAACUGAUAACUAAUUAAUUAUUUCAUCAAAUCUAGUAAUUUGUUUGUGACAAUUGGUUUAAUGUAUAAUCUUUAUUCUUUUCCAUUUUUAUUUGAAAGUAUUGGGUAAAUUGUUUUUAAAAAAUAUUUGCAUGCAUUCUAGUGAAUUAAAUCAAGAUUGUUAUAUUUUACUAAAUAGGAUCAUCUUAUUUUAGUGUAUUAUUAAGAACCAAGAAAAUGUCUAUUCUUUAAAGACAAAAACUAAAAGGAAUAUUAUAAAAUACAGCUUAAUGACUAUACAUGUUAAAGUCUACUCGUGUAAAUAUUUCAUACGUAUGUAGAUACUGUACAGUGAUUUAUAUAGAGAGAGUGACGAUGUACCAAUGAUGACUGGUGUUAAGAGUUGUUUACAUAGAUUUCCAAUGUUAGUUUUGUUUUGUGCUCAAUAUUUUCGGCAUUUUUCAAUAUUGUACAUUUUUUCUCAUUUUAAGUUAAAUGUUGUUUUAUUUCAUCUUUAUGAGAAAGUAUUCAAUGUCAUAUUUAAAAGUUUGAAAAAAAUCUUCAAAUGAAACUCAAAAUGAAGGUAAUAAUAAUGCUUUUGUUAUAUAAGAAACUUUUGAAAAUGUUUUAAUUUUUUCACCUGAAAUCUCUUCUUUCUAUUAACACUGAAAACCAAAAUAACCUAUUUAUGUCAAUCUAUUUGAUAUCUAAUUUCAAUCCUUUGUCUUUUUAUGUGUAUAUAUCGAACAAAAUAGUUUAUUGAUUUAGGUCGCAUUAACAAUAUAAAUCCUAAAUAUCCAAAGUACAUUGCGUAACAUAAAAGGAAAAACAUUGUUUUGCUAUCCCGUCACCAUUGAUGAAAUAAUAUGAACUAAUACACCUAACUAGCAUAGCUUGGCAAUUUUAUCCUCUUUAAAGGAAGGGGAAGAUUAAACAAACGAGAGAUUUAUUAACACAUUAGAUGUCAAUGGAGAUAUGUGUUAACUUACCAUUUUUGGUGCAAUAAUUCAAUUCAAUGUUAAGACCUAGAAGCCCUUCGUGUAGCACGGUUUCAGGAUAGUGCUUUUUGUUUAUCUUUAAAUGACAAAAAAAACCGGAUUGAUAAAGGAAAAAUCUUAAUUUCAUAUUCCAAAAUACGUCAUUUAAUGAUUGUUUUAUAUGUCAAAGAAUAUUUGGAAUGGCAACAACAAAAUAAUCACAUUAUUAUUUUAUAUAGUACUUCGUCAAAAAGUAAAAAUGUCUUGUUAAAAACAUUUUUCAAAUUAUAUUAAUAUUAAUUUUCGGAUUACCAAUCGUUAUAUGUUAUCCGUCCAAGAAAAGUAAUAUUAAGAGAGCAUUCCACAGCAAGCAUGUUUACCACAAUCCGUAUUCCCUAUAGCGGCGACAUAUUGGAAACACUUCAAAUGAUUAUGAUUAACUCUCAUUCAGUUGAGGAUGUAAAGUUAUCAAAUUUAUCGAAAGAGUAGUCUUUAUGUUUUAACAAAUAUGUCUAUAUCAGGAUUUCCGAAUUAAUUUGAUCUCAAUAAACUUUUUUUCUAACUUGUGUAUCUCUCAUUUAUAUACAUAUUUCAUUUAUUUAUUUAUCUAUAUUUUUUGCGACUACAAAUUGAUACACGAGAUUUAGAUCUAUUUUACCAGGCCUUUUUAGACUUUUAAAACAUUUCCAAUCAAUUGUUAAAUCUUAAAAAAUGUCGCGCUAUACGGUAUACAGAUUGUACUGAUGGUAUACAACAAUAUAUAUUUCGCUAUAUGGUCGACAGUAAAAUCUCGUUAUGCUGCCACAAUUUGCCAAAUAUUUUGGUUUUACAAACGGUUCAACAAAAUACCUAGGAAAAGAUAAAAUGAUUUCGUGGGUGACACAUGCAACGUGCGUAAGAAGGAAAAGUUACAGUAAACUAAAUAAAUUACAUCAGAGUUAUAUAUAUAGUCCGUCAAGGAAUUCUCAAUGAAAAGGACAAAAUUAUAGAAAUUCGGAAAAGAAGUAACGAUUGGAAGUUACUAAUUGGUUCAAAUUAAUUUUAGAUACUAGCAGUGCAUAAAUACAAAUCAAGUGGCAUUGUUUCGAGGUAUUGCUAAGUUAACCUAUAGGGGUCGGUAUUAUAUACUGACAUUGCUGAUGAUCGCGCGGUCUGUGAUAUUAUAUGUUCUUUUAUCUGUGUUGAAAUAAAAUGUGUUAAAGUAGAA
Pecten maximus is the source of this 6784-nucleotide messenger RNA. RefSeq names its product TWiK family of potassium channels protein 7-like. Gene Ontology annotation, molecular function: potassium ion leak channel activity. Gene Ontology annotation, biological process: potassium ion transmembrane transport; stabilization of membrane potential. The record is from RefSeq and is a predicted model, not a curated record. The transcript is spliced from 3 exons. Bases 2020 to 3234 code for a protein of 404 amino acids. Gene Ontology annotation, cellular component: membrane. NCBI's taxonomy places the organism in Eukaryota, Metazoa, Mollusca, Bivalvia, Pectinida, Pectinidae.